Oncorhynchus masou masou (cherry salmon) is the source of this 1988-nucleotide messenger RNA. Its product is annotated as gasdermin-E-like. Gene Ontology annotation, biological process: programmed cell death. The record is from RefSeq and is a predicted model, not a curated record. The transcript has 10 exons. Gene Ontology annotation, cellular component: cytoplasm. Lineage: Eukaryota; Metazoa; Chordata; Actinopteri; Salmoniformes; Salmonidae. The coding region runs from base 223 to 1689 and encodes 488 amino acids.
AAAGCUGUGCUUCGGUAGCCUGAAGUGAAAGUGAAAGUGGAUGAGUUACUGAGUUAUUACAUGUAAGACCAGGAGCAUUAUUCUCUGGUAACUGUAAUAACCCUGAGUCUGUGUAGGAAAUAGAGGCGUUGUUGGACACUGGAGCAGACACUCUACUUGGACUUUCCAGCGGUGCACAUUCUUCAUACGGACAUCCAGCCAGAAACACGAUCCACCACCAUCAUGAUUUCCAAGGCCGUAAAAUCCAUGUUGAAGGAAGUAGAUUCUAACGGUAGCCUGAUUCCAGUGUCCAGUCUGAACGACAGCUCUGGUAAACUGAAUCUCCUCUCACUCAUUGUGAAGACCAGGCCCAGAUGUGGAUGCUUCUGGCAGGAACCGAAAUACCAGUCCAGAGGCUUUUCCCUGAGUGAUGUGCUGAAACCCGGAGAACCUGAAGACAAACCUUUAAACCCAGAUGUGAAGGAGUCUGACUUCGUGGACCACAGUGGGACAUUUGCUGACAAGAAAGAAAUGAAGGCAGGAGGAAAUGUGGAGGGAUUGUUGGCUGAUUUAAAACUUAACUUGGGCUUAAAAUGCAUCAACGAACAAGAGUCGUCCUUUGGAAGACUGAAGAAGGAGGAGGUGAAAGUGAAGGAGUUGGUUAACUACUCGAAAGACAAAGUUCUGGACAUGACCCACCCUGUGAUCAAGCAGACCCAGGAGAAGCCCAGGGCAAUAUUAGGGGUGUUGACGGAGAGGAUUAUGACAUCACAACCUUGCCCGGUCACAAACAAAGUCCGUAAGCAUGGCAAUGCAGCAGCCAAGAUGAGCUCCUGCGUGGCCCUGAGCGUUAAGGCCUCUAUGAAGCAGAGCGGCAGUACUCAGACAGAUAGUGAUGUGUCACUGAAGAUUCCUGAAUAUACUGUCGUGGCCUUCAGUCUGAUUGAACUCAAGGUCAAACGCAAUGGAAAGUUUGAGCUGUGCCUCUUCUCCAACAAUGGGGGCUUUGAAAAGGUUAGGUCAAAUUACGAGAUUGAAGAGGAUGGAUUUAUGGACCUGGUAGGCGACUUUGAUGCCAACAGCCCCUUAAAUCUGAACAAAGAACUGGAGAAACUGAGUUGUCAUUUCCAGCUGCUGUCAGUCCUGCCAGCAGACACACGUUCCUCUCUGCUCCAGCUCCUCAAGACAACCAUGGAGGACAGAGAGGCAGUCAGUGCGCUGGAGAGUGUGCUGGAUCAGUUGUGUGAAGGUGAGACUCCUGACCUGGGUGAUCUGGAAGAGUCUGAGAGGGAAACAGUCCAGGCCAUACUGGAUCUUGUAGACCAAUGUGUUGGGAAGGAUGAGGACGAGAUCCGAUCCUCACUUCUCAGUGCCGUCCACCUCAUUGUCAGUGCCAUGGACGGAAUGACAGAUGAAGGUCUCUCUGUGUUGGGAUCCUGUUGCAGUCCUCCAGUCUUACAGGCCCUGCAGAUCCUGGUGCAGCAUGUGGCAGCAGGGAGUGAGGAGACCCUCUCUCUGAGAGAUGCAGGUCUGGCUGUUCUGACUGAGGAGGAGCUGUAUCAGAGGACAGAGAGUCUCUUUGGUCACUCUGAAGUUACACUGAAGAGAGAGGAGGACACACUGAGGACAGAGAUGAAGGACCAGCCUGGAUACCUUCCUCUAGUCAUGAGUAUCGCUGUGAAUGGCCUGGCCUCUUUAGGAAAGAUUUAGCUGAAUAGAAACAUUCCUUGUGCUACAAAGUGGAUAUAUAAACUGCACCGCCAGGGAUGAAUUUCAGAAAUGUCACAUUUUAUAAUGUAUUGUUGACGAUUGCAAAGAUACUUGGAGCAGGAGUAAAAAGUAUAAAAAACAAGAUAAUGCACGUGAAGAAAAAUGUAUAAAACAAUAUGUGCUAUAGCUGGUAUAUUAGCGUCCAUGUGUUCCUAAUGUUAUGGUUUCAGAUGGUGUUACAGGAAUUAAAUUCCUCUGUUUUAUAACCAAUUAAAAUUAAUCACUCUGUCAAUUCAUAA